AUGUCUCUCUCUACUUUGCUGGUGGGUGCGCUGUUGACCUUGCAGGUGAAUGCUCUCCCGGGACGCGAUUCCCCUGCAAUCUUGCGCCGAGCAUGUCCUGAUUACACUUCAUAUGCCUCGACGCCGCACGGCCCAUAUAGCGGAGGUCCAUUGAACCUACCCUACCAACGCCCCGCCGAAGCGUGCCGUACGUUCUCGUCGCCUUCAGUGGAGAAGGUCAUUGAAGAUAUGACCUCGCGUCUGGUUGACAAGGACCUUGCGCAGCUCUUCCGUAAUGCCUUUCCAAAUACUCUGGACACAACCAUUCGGUGGCACCAGAAUGGCACAACGGCGACUUCCAGCCGCCGUAGCAGGCGGGAUACGGCCCAGUGGACCGGCGCGCAGACAUUCAUUGUGACGGGCGACAUCAACGCAGAGUGGCUGCGUGACUCGACUAACCAGCUGACUAACUACCAGGCAUUGGCGAAAAAGGACAAGAGCUUGUACAACCUCAUCCUGGGAGCCAUCAACACCCAGGCUGAGUUUGUCAUUCAAUCUCCCUACUGCAAUGCCUUCCAGGCUCCAUCUGCAAGCGGCAUUCGGCCCGAGAACAACACUCAAGUUGACACUGUCCACCCCACCUAUGAGAAAUCAUUCGUGUAUGAGUGCAAAUAUGAACUAGACUCUUUGGCUCACUUUUUGCUGCUGGGAACCGAAUUCCACGCCAACACUGGCUCGACUGAGUUCUUGACCGAUCGCUGGUUCAAAGCACUCCAGACCGUGCUUGACGUGAUUGACGCCCAAUCACAACCAACAUUCAAUUCCAAGAAUCAGUUUGUGACGAAUCAAUAUACUUUUCAACGCGAAACCACCAUUGGCACGGAGACUUUGAACCUCCAGGGCGUCGGCAAUCCGCUCAAUAGCGACACGGGUCUGAUCCGUAGCGCUUUCCGACCCAGUGAUGAUGCCACUAUCUUGGGUUAUUUCAUCCCGCCAAAUGCCAUGAUGUCUGUGCAGCUCCAGAAGAUUGCCGGAGUCCUCAAGGCUGCCGGUGGGCACGAUGAUUUGGUCGAAGAGCUUCAAGAACGGGGUCAGAAACUUGCUAAGGCAGUUAAGGAGCAUGGUAUUGUGAGCCACGCCAAGUACGGCGAAGUGUAUGCUUUCGAGGUUGACGGCUAUGGCUCACGUAUCCUCAUGGAUGAUGCAAAUAUACCUUCCCUCCUGUCUCUGCCCUACCUUGGCUUCCUCGAUCGCAGUGAUGAAGUGUACCAGAACACCCGCCAGAUGAUCACCGACAAGGCCGGUAACCCAUACUAUCUGGAGGGUCCAGCUUUUCAUGGUAUUGGUGGUCCUCAUAUUGGUCUUCAGAAUGCCUGGCCGAUGUCCCUCCUAAUGCAGGCGCUCACUUCCGACAACGACACCGAAAUUAUUGAGUCAAUAAACCUCGUCCGAAACUCGAGCUUGCUCGGUCUGGUGCACGAGUCUAUUAGUGUCACCAAUAUUAAAGACUACACUCGCCCGUGGUUCUCCUGGGCCAACUCCGUAUUUUCGCAGACCCUCCUCAAGAUUGCGGAGGAGAGACCGCACCUUAUAUUCGGGGCUAAUGCUGAACCUUAUACUAUUUCGUAA
This is a messenger RNA of Penicillium macrosclerotiorum, 1608 nucleotides long. RefSeq names its product glycoside hydrolase family 125 protein. Gene Ontology annotation, biological process: carbohydrate metabolic process. NCBI's taxonomy places the organism in Eukaryota, Fungi, Ascomycota, Eurotiomycetes, Eurotiales, Aspergillaceae. The transcript has 3 exons. The record is from RefSeq and is a predicted model, not a curated record. Bases 1 to 1608 code for a protein of 535 amino acids.